This is a messenger RNA of Coccidioides posadasii C735 delta SOWgp, 477 nucleotides long. RefSeq lists its product as uncharacterized. Gene Ontology annotation, molecular function: bis(5'-adenosyl)-hexaphosphatase activity; endopolyphosphatase activity; diphosphoinositol-polyphosphate diphosphatase activity. Gene Ontology annotation, biological process: diadenosine pentaphosphate catabolic process; adenosine 5'-(hexahydrogen pentaphosphate) catabolic process; diphosphoinositol polyphosphate metabolic process. Lineage: Eukaryota; Fungi; Ascomycota; Eurotiomycetes; Onygenales; Onygenaceae. The record is from RefSeq and is a predicted model, not a curated record. Gene Ontology annotation, cellular component: cytoplasm; nucleus.
AUGGCACAAACCCGCACUAUGGAGUCCCGAACUGGGCGAACAAACCAGCGUUACGGCACCAAUGGCGAGAGACUCGUCGCCGGCGUCGUGCCCAUGUCCCCCGACAAGUCAAAGGUCCUCUUGAUACAAUCCGCGCGGCCCGGAGGUUGGGUUCUCCCCAAGGGUGGAUGGGAGCUGGACGAAGAAUCCGCACAGCAGGCGGCAUGUCGUGAGGCCUGGGAGGAAGCUGGUGUGGUCUGCACCGUCCUGCGCGACCUGGGCGUGAUCAGCGACAUGCGCACGCCUGCCCAGGUUACCGCGAAGGCCCCCAAGGUACAAUACCAGUUCUUCGAGGUCCGUGUGGACCGCGAGGAGGCUCAGUGGCCGGAAAUGCACAAACGCAAGCGGCAAUGGGUCACGUAUUCACAGGCAGCUGCGGCUCUUACAAACCGGCCUGAGCUGCUGGAGGCUCUAAAUCGGAGCUCCAUCAAACGAUAG